CGCAGUGAUUUUUUUAAGAAAGGUGUGCGUGUGCUGAUCUAUACAAGCGAAUACAACAUCCAAUCGCAAAAAUGAAGAAACUUAUUCUGGAAUUGAUUUUUACAAUACUUUGUCUUCCUCUGGCGUCGGCGGCUUAUUGCUACUACUAUUAUUACAGUGGUUACUACUGCUACUACUAUUCCAGCUACGACAGUGUGGGUACAUACGUUGGUGCGGUCGUUGGGGGAAUAGUGUUCCUUAUCGUAGUAGCUGUAGUCGUCGUGUGUAUCUGUGCCGCUAAAAACAGCCAGAGGAACCGCGUGGUCACGAUGCAUGGGGGCGGAGCCACAGUGACUAAUGUCAAUAAUGUCAACACAAUUCAGCAUCCUCCCCCACCAGCAGGUUAUGGCUAUGGAGCACCCCCUCCCCCUGGAUAUGGUCCUGGAUUCGGGCAAGGAUACAGCCAACCCUCUCAGUCCAUGUUUAACGAUCCCGCCUAUCCCCCUAACCAGUACCCUCCCCCAAAAUAUUAAAUUACUUAUCGGCACAUACAACAUUUAAAUUCAUGUUAUGUGUCGCAAGAUGAAAACUUGUGGUGGAUAUUAUGAAAGUAUUGAAAUGAACAAUUUCUGUAAACAGCCCUAGAAAAACCUUGUAGCAACAUCUAUCAUCGGUCAUCUUGCGUAGAUUUCUUUUAUUUCCAUUAUACCAAAUUAAAGUAGUUAGGUAAAAGAGCACAGUGAAUGGAACUUCCCGUGAUCUGAAUUUUUAUUUACGAAUUGUACAAUUUUAACUACUAGUAGAUGUUUAAACCAAUUGAAGAGGGUUAUUCGUCCGAGUUAAAAAUCAUAAACAUAUCGUCGUCAAUAUAACAAAGGCCUUUCAAACUCAAACAUUAUUGCAGUAAACUUUACUAUCGAGGAAGCCUUUGCAUUUUCUUUCAACUAAAGAAGACUAAAGUUUUACAAACGAGAGAGAGAGAGAGAGAGAGAGACACACACACACACACACACACACACACACACACACACACACACACACACACACACACACACACAGAAACAGAGAGAAAGAGACAGACGGACAGACAAACAGAUAGCUAUUAAAGAAGGACAAUUAGAGUAUCAAUACAAAAACAUAUCUACGUCAGUAAGAUAUUACACAAAUUUUGCAUACACUCCGAAUCUCCAAUUGGUUAUUUACUUCCCAACAUUAUAUUCCAAAGAAAUAUAGGUAACAUUUUAUUUAUAUGAAAAUAUAUUUUGGGGAGCCAAGAUUUUUCAUCUAAUGCUUUUAAAAACAUGUUUGUGCUGAAAACUUAAUUCAUUGACACAUCCUGUUACCUGGUAGUUGUUUUUUUACUUUAUUAACACCAUUUUGAAUAUGCCUGAACAGGUCCUUUUUGUGUUGUUUUGUUAAUUGUUUAUGUGUACUUUGUUUGGUUUUUUAUCACUUUUGUUCAAGAUAGCUGGAUGGUCAACAAUUUUGCCGUAGGAUUCGUCAUAGAGUCUGAAAUAUGGCAUUUAAAAAACCGUCGUUUUGUAAAGAAAUAUAUCAGAUAUGUUGACUGUAAAGUUUCAAUGUUAUCCUAUAUCUUUAAAUAUUUCUCUUCCUUCAAAGGAUGUUGAUAUAGUCUUAGAUAGUCUCGACCAUCCAGUUCUCUUCAAACAUGACAUUAGAAUCACAUAAACUGCAAUUUUUAAGAAAUAACUCUGAUUAUAUAUUCUUUUUUGUGAUCUUAUACAACGUUUUACACCAUGUAUUUUGUGUUUAUUAUUUUUAAAACUUCGGCUGGAAUAAAUAGACAAAUUCAAAGUCCUAUCAGAAUUGCCAAGAAAAGGUUAAACAUUAAAAUAACUUAUAACACGCAAACGCGAUGAUAGUUUGUGUUAAUGAAAAAUUCGCAAGGAUCUCCACGCUAACAGUUUUAUAAAAUACUAGUAGGACAUAGAAUUUUUAUUUACCCCUGACUGCUUACUUUGUGUUUGAGGUAGCAGGUCAUAGCUAUAGUCAUCACUUUGGUUUUAUGUUUCAGUCUCUAAUGAGAUUCGUUGAAUAUUUAGUCCCGGUUUUCGUAUAUUCGAAUGAUAUGAUAAUUAUAUAAAUCAAUCCUAAUUGUUAUACAUGUGUAUUUUUGAAAUUCUUUUAAUAAACUCUUUAUACAUCUACCUCGGUAGAACUUCAUAUUCUUCAAACAUCAUUUUGUAUUCAAGGACACAACACUGUGCAAGUCAAUUAUGCCAGUGCCACGGUUGCAAGUUUUGCAAUCGCUUAAGAUGCAGUUUCGUACAUAGUCAUACAUUUCAAAUGAAUAACUAUUGGUCAUGCAGAGAAUAUAUAUAAGUUCUGUUUUUUAAUUGUGUCUCAGCUGACAGCAAUGUUUUAACUUAAGUAGCUGCUGACCAUUUCUUAAUGAAAUGAUGCAGUUUUUGUCAGUUUUAGAGCACAUAAUACGAAGUAACUUCAAAUAUAUGUAAAUAACAUGUAAAUAACAUGUAACCUCACUGAUGCCAUUCGUGGAAAAACACGAUCGUGCAUACACACAGACAGCAAAAUAUUAAAUCUUUACCAGAUUAGGUGCAUUUAGUUUCACUUCACAUAUCCAUAAUGGCAUUAUAUUAGUUUUGAGUCAAAUUUGUAAU
Messenger RNA from Magallana angulata, 2621 nucleotides. RefSeq lists its product as uncharacterized. Lineage: Eukaryota; Metazoa; Mollusca; Bivalvia; Ostreida; Ostreidae. The record is from RefSeq and is a predicted model, not a curated record. The transcript has 4 exons. The coding region runs from base 72 to 512 and encodes 146 amino acids.